AUGGAUCCAAACGAUUACAUGAAUCCUUAUCGUCCCACCUCUAGCUAUUUGAAUCUGUUACAAAGUCAACUUGAUACCCAAAACCUCGAUUACUCUCCUUCUCUAAGUCCAUGUUCUGAAGCUCCAUCUUCACCUGCAUCCCCACAAGAAAACCGCAAGUCAAGGCAAGCAUGGUUACCAAUAGAUGAUACCAUGUUGGUCAGCGCUUGGCUCAACACUAGCAAGGAUCCGAUUACUUCCAACCAGCAAAGACUUGCAUCCUUUUGGGGGAGGAUUGCGAAAUACUUUGCAUCCUGUCCGAAUGCUGUUGGUCGGCCAAAGAGAGAGGCGAGUCACUGUAAGCAGAGGUGGGGGAGGAUAAACGACUUGGUGUGCAAGUUUGCUGGAUGUUAUGAGGCUGCGAGUAGGGAGAAGUCUAGUGGACAGAAUGAAGAUGAUGUGAUGAAGUUAGCACAUGAGAUAUACUUUAAUGAUCAUGGACAUAGGUUUACAUUGGAGCAUGCAUGGCUUGUCUUAAGGUACGAUCAAAAAUGGUGUGCCUCCACAUCUAUUAAAGCUAAUGGAGUGAAAAGGGGAAGAGCGAGUGUUGAAGCUGCGAUUGAUGUCGAUGAACCAAUGCCCCGGCCUCCUGGUGUUAAGGCUGCGAAGGGGAAGUCAAAAAAAAGCUCCAAGGCCGAACCAGAUGUGGAGGAAGAUGGUAAAACUUACUUGGAGUGUCAGUUGGAGCGUGUGUCGAGGAUGUAUGAGAUGAAGGAGAAGGACUUUGCAUUGAAAGAGAAGGAGUUUGCAUUGAAGAAUGAGCAUAUCAAGCAUGUGAUGCUUGAAAAAUCUGAUUGCUAA
Messenger RNA from Camelina sativa (false flax), 840 nucleotides. Lineage: Eukaryota; Viridiplantae; Streptophyta; Magnoliopsida; Brassicales; Brassicaceae. The record is from RefSeq and is a predicted model, not a curated record.